Molecule: messenger RNA, 1277 nt
Organism: Lycium barbarum (goji berry)
Lineage: Eukaryota; Viridiplantae; Streptophyta; Magnoliopsida; Solanales; Solanaceae
Product: transcription repressor OFP7
Exons: 2
Coding region: 119-1213 (364 amino acids)
Biological process (GO): negative regulation of DNA-templated transcription
Source: RefSeq, a predicted model, not a curated record
ACCCCCUGUUCCCAUAUAAAAUGUCUCUAACAAUUCUCAGCUGAUAAAGCAGUUCACAAUUUUGUCAAAGGAAGAAACCCCACUCCUCCUAUCCAUCAUACAACAGAGACAAAAAAGAAUGGGAAAAAGCUUCAAGGUUCGGUUGUCCAGAGUCAUUGCUUCCUUCAACUCCUGCCGUUCCAAGGACACUUCUUUUCUUCCCCAAGUCCCUAAUUUCUUCCCACAUACUAAUAAGCUCAGCACUACAAAACUCAUCUCCCCCGAUUUCCCUCUUAUUAAUCAAAAUAAAAAUACCCCUAAGUCCUCCUUCAAACGCCACGUGUCAUCGGAGCCCAUGAUGAUCUCAGUUGGGUGUGGGUUUAAGUCGCCACGGUCACAAGAUCAAUUCAAGUGGGAGAAAGAAGAUAAGUUUCACGUGGUUUCCAGCUGCUUAGUCUCUGAAGAAGAAGAGGAGAAUAAUAAUUUGUCCUUACGAGCCCCUACUACUCCUCCACGAUUCAGCACUGAGAAGAAGAAGAAGAAGAAGAAAGGGAGAGUUAAGAAGACGAAAAUAAAAAGCAGACUCCAAAUAAGCACCUCCUCAGCUGACGAGUACAGUGGGGUUUUAAGCGGUACUGAUCAAGGAACUUGGGAUAAUUAUAACGAAGAGGAGGAAACUGAAACUUUAGUUUCAUCUUCCAGAAGCUUUGAUUUCUCAAGUGAUGACUCAUCAACAGAUUUUAACCCUCAGUUGGAAACCAUAUGUGAGACCGCUACUAUGAGGCGUCGUCAUCAUAAGAGGAAUGGCAGCAGCAAGAGGAGAUUUAAGCAUUCAAGACCAAGUUUCUCCUCUUCAAUGGGUCGAAGGUCGUCAGUUUCAACAUCAUCGGACAGUGAGUUACCAGCAAGGUUGUCAGUGUUCAAGAAGCUGAUACCGUGUAGCGUGGAUGGGAAAGUGAAGGAGAGCUUCGCGAUCGUGAAGAAAUCACAGGACCCGUACGAGGACUUCAAGAGGUCAAUGAUGGAAAUGAUUUUGGAGAAGCAAAUGUUUGAGAAGAGUGAGUUAGAGCAGCUUUUACAAUGUUUUCUGUCGUUGAACGGAAAGCAUUAUCAUGGAGUGAUUGUUGAGGCUUUCUCUGAGAUUUGGGAGACUUUGUUUUUAGGUAAUGGUAAUGAUAGAGGUAGGAGGAUGUCAAGUCAUCCCCACCCAAUCGCUGUAUGCAGAACCCUUUGAUUAAUCCAGCAACUGUGGUCUCUUGUUUAAUUAAAUAAAUUGAAGUUUUCAUUUCUGUCGUUAA